UGGGGCGCCCAGCCUGGGCGCAGCUGCUGCGCUGCGCAGGUUUCAGUUCAUAGCUCGCUGCUGCUUGGUCUCCUUCUCUGUUGGGAGCUGACGGUUUCUAGCAGCACUGCAGCGUCUGAGUCGCUACAGCCGCAGCCAGCACCGCAGCAACAGCAACAGCAGCAGCAGCAGCCGCCGCCGCCGCCGCAGCAGCAGUAGCAGUAGCAGCAGCAGCAGCAUUGCCGCCGCCGCCACUGGUGCAGCGCACCCUUAGCCAUUGCAGUCUCCGACAGCCCACAGAACCCUCAACCUGAGCGACCACCAGCCAUCUGAUCGCCCUCCACCUCCCUCCUUUCCCCGGCCCGCUCGCCCCCAAUGUCUGACUCUGACUCUCGGACUGAGAAGCGCAAGAAAAAAAGACCAAAUGGCAAAACAACCGUCAGAUCUAAAUUCUGAGUGUGACAGAGAAGGUGGACAAUUGCAGCCUACAGAAAGGCCUACUCAGCCUCAACAACUCAGACCAGGGGCCCCUACCUCUAUACAAACACAGUAUCAAGGUAAUUCAGGUGAAGGGGACAGCUGCUCACCCAGCAGUCCUCAGGGACCGUUUGCACCACCCACUAGCCCUAGUCCAUUUGCUACCAGAUCCCCACUUUUCAUCUUUUUAAGAAGAUCUCCACUGCUGCCUCGAUCUUCCAGUGGGUAUUUCUCUUUUGACACAGACAGGAGUCCAGCGCCUAUGAGUUGUGAUAAAUCUACACAAACUCCAAGCCCUCCUUGUCAAGCCUUCAAUCAUUAUCUAAGUGCAAUGGGUAAGCAAGAUCAUGCUUCCAUGAGGCAGUCUCAAUCAAUACCUGCAGAUAUGCGGCCAGAAAUUUGGAUUGCACAAGAAUUGCGCCGUAUUGGAGAUGAAUUUAAUGCUUCCUAUUAUCCAAGAAGGGGGUUUUUGGAUAAUAACUAUCAAGGAGCAGGUGACCAUCACCAAAUGGUUAUUUUACGCCUGUUACGUUACAUCAUCCGCCUUGUUUGGAGAAUGCAGUGACGAUUAUUUGAGAAGGAGUGCACAGAUUUUUUACUUGCUACAAGUCAUCAAGUAAAAAUACCACUUACGUCUUCAUUAUAAUUACUAUGCAAUCAACAGAUUCUUUCCCUAAAAGACUUAGGGGCAGUGGAACUCCACAUUUUUGAGGACACACCUGUAUGUGAACUUGAAAGUGGAUUGGGCUCAUCACAUGACAAAAUUUUAUAAAGGGGAGUUCUUGUGAAUGUAAAUGAUGGAUUUUUUUUUAAAUGUAUCAAUCACCGUUCUUCAAAGCAGGAUUUUAUGCAAGAGUGGUGUUUACAUUGGCGUGUUUUUCAACUUCUUUAAUAAGAAGGAACAAGUUUUCAAAAAGGAAAUGGAAACUUUUUGACAAACUCAUGAAUGAUUUUUGUACUAAAUUUUAAGGACCUAUUGCUUAGUCUUUAAAGAGGAUGAUGUAUAUAUCCUGCAGUGGAAACUGAGCCAGCUAAUUUGUGUAAGCUGCCUUAGUUUAUUUUUUGGGGGGUGGGGGAAUAUUGUACAGUUUCCUUUUUUUCUCUUUUCUUUUUAUCAGGGAGAAGUAUGUCUCUCCUGCUGUUCUAUCCUCUUUAUUCUUUACUAUCUUUAUACCAAAAUUGGCAUAAUAAAAUGGAGCUGGUUAAAAAGGUGUAGGUUAUUAACCUGCACCAACAUGCUUCUUCCUUGUAAAUACUUGACCCCCUCCUUAAAUUUACUUGCAUAUGUGGCAGACCAUCCAAUGGGUCUAACUUCAGACUACCUUUGAGCACUCUUAAUCUUCUUCUGGGGAUCUUCCAGUUUUUGUAGCCAGUUUAGAAUCUUAUAAAUACAAAUGUGUUCUGAAAUCUUCCAAUAUAUUUAAUGCCUCAAGCCAUCCCUCAGCCUGAGAGCUGUUUUCCUUCUUUUGACAAGUAGAUUUUAAAAUGUAUUCUAUGCCCUGGUCAUCAGUGCCUCAUCCAUGGCAGGUGCAGUUCUUUCUUUAGCUGUGAUCUUUCUCCUGAUUACUUUUUUACAUCUUGAAAUUGCCAUUGGUCAGGACUGGGAAAACACAGAAUGAAUCUAAACAGGUUUUUGUUUAUUUUUAAUUGAUUUUAAAGGAGUUUGCAUCGUGUAUCCACAAAUGGGAGAGAGGGAGGUCAGAUGGUUUAGGGAAUUGCUUUGUGAACCCCACUAUUUUUUCAUGGCAAAAAAUCAACUUUCUACACAACUUUUUGUUUCACAGUUCUUUUUGGAUUGUCAAAUAAAAUUUAGCAGUGCCAACAGCUAUUGUAUUCACUUUUGCCCCAUAGAGGAUCCAGUGUUCCUGUAAUUCUGCUUAACAAUUGAAGAAAAAUAUGCUGGAUAUGUAGUUUCAGAAUUUUACUUACAAAAAAAGUAGAGGUGGGGAUAUAUCCAUCUUUCCCAUAUAUUCAGGGGAUUUUUUUUUCUUUUUCUAAAACUGAAAGAUUUUUCUUUCUUAGUGAGUUGGAAUUAGGUUCAUAGGAAUUGUGUUGGAUCCCAGUUAUGGUUUCUUGAAUUAAUCUUGAAACCUUAUUUAGUAAGGUCACAUUGUCCAUUGUUGUGAUAGUGAGCAGAGACUAACAGAAAGUAUUAGAAUUUGUGUACCUUACUGGACACGCCAAAGAUAUUUGGUUCCGCCUGAAUCCCCUACUUGGAUAUCUAUGAUCAUAUGCUAAUUUCUACAACUGGAGCACUUUACUUCUGUUUCUUUUAACUAUACAUCUCCCCUGGGCUGGGAGUUGGAAGCAAUGCAACUUACAAAAAGGACAUUUUUGUAAGGCUCUGCUGGCCCAGUGUCCCAGUGGGGAUUCGUGUCCUUUCUUGUACAUUUACCUCAAGCAUGGCAGUGCAACAAGUUUGCCACCAUUGCUUCAGGCUGAUGAUAUAAAUAAGCCUAAUGAUGAGCUAAAGAAAUUCUAUGAAUUAUAGAAGCAGUAGAGAAUAGGAUGUCGGCACCAAGAGUUUGAGAGAGAAAUACAUUUCUCUGUACUGUAUCUCUUAGAGAACACAAUGCCUCCAGCAUUUAAAAAAAAAAAGAGCUAAUUCCACUUUUUGAAAACUUAGUGCAGGUUUUGUGCCUUGACAACCUCUACCCACGUUGGGUUUGUAGUAAGUCUCCCAUGGCAUAACACUGAAAUGCAAUAAGCAAAUACAAAAUACUUAAUUUCAUGGAUAAUUCUUCAGAUGACAUAUCCUGCCAAAACUUAAUGAAGAAUUUGCUUUGGUUGUGGAGAAACCAGCUUAAAAUUUCUUCUGAUAUAAAAAUUUGUACAAUUUUUUCCCCUUCUUUCUCUCCUCUUAACCCUUCCUCUAUUUUAUUGUAAAUAUUUGAAUAUUUAUUAGGUUAGAACAUCUUUACUUACUCUUAUCAACUGAGCCAAAUGUCUGUGUGCAAUUGUGUGUUUCUUUUUUCUGUAAAAUUUUGUAAAUAAGUAAAAAUCACUGUUUUCUAAACCUUUUUUUUAGAAUUGAUGUUUGUAAAUAUGUAGAUUCUUUUCCAUGUAAUGUGUUCUACUGUUUCAUAAUGCUGUAACUUGUAGAAAUAUUGUAUAUUUAUUUUCUGCUUAUUUAAUUUCUCAAGUUCUGUAAAGUUAUGCAUUCCCUUUCCCUCCCCCAGAUUAUCUGCUUUAACACAGAAGUAGUGAUUGAUCAGUUUAACGCACUGUCUUUUUCAGUGCUGUCCGUAUGGCUUUUCUACUGUGGUCCUCCAGAUUUCAUUCUUGUUCAUUUUGCUUUUAUUAAACUUUAAGGAUUUGCUUAAUUGUGAUUUUUAACGCUAAGGGAACUGAAAGUAGCCAAAUGCUGGAAUCUACUCAGAGCAUUAACCAAGUUCUUCCAGUCAUAAACCAUAGUGAAUUGUUUGCCCUAAGCCUGCCCCAUAUUUAGGUAUAAGAUAUAUUUAACAUUUGGGAAAAGUUUACUGCCAUUGAUUGGCCUUGUUGAGAAAAAAAGGUGAUGGGAUUGCAAAGGUUGCUGCCUUGAGAUUGCUGAAGUCAGGGAUCCAUGGGACAAGUGGGCAGGCAAUCAACUACCUCACUUGGUUCCCGAGGCAUUUUUUCCCUUCAUUUGUUAGGAAGGAAACAGGCUGGGGCCCUGUGUUUUUGGCUCUUUGCCUUGUGUCUCCUGCCACACGCUGGUACCAAGCUAACAGGGUAUCAGUUUACUUGUUUUAAAAUCUUAACUUGCAUGGUUUAUUUCGCAGUUGGAACAUGGUUUAUCCUUCUUGUCCCUCUUCCUUCAAUGGAAUAGGUAAUUCUCAGCAUUCCUAUAUUCUGAUUACAAAUUGUUCCUUUUAGUUUGGCUUUAAUUUAUAUUUCCGUCAAAAGAGAUUAUUUUGAGUCCAAACGAAAGAUCUUUAAUUGGCAGUUAGGAUGUGCUAAGUCGUGAACAUUUUAAUAAAACUUACUAAUAAGUUACAUAUAUAACAAGCAAAAUGGCACUACCAUUGCAGCUUAGCCCGGUGCCUCCAUGUGUAUUUAUUACUCUGCACUCCUAUGUACAAUGUAUGGGUGUUUUGGUUCAUGCAGGUGAUCAACUGUAGGACUUGCUAUUUACAUAUACAAACCUUUCCUUAUACAAGAAGCAUCCUCAGAUUCUUGUGUAAAUAACUUGACUACUUUGGUAAAUUUUUUGAAUUUCAGAGGAUUUAAACAUUUUGUACCCUGGUUUUAAGACCACAAAUACUGUAUACAAACUCAUCAGGUACCGAUAUGUACAUAGCACUGAUCUGUAACUUAGACUGAUUAAUCACUUACUUUGUUUCAUAGGACCCAGCAUAUGUAGCAUUUUUAUUGCAAUUUCCCUGGCUUACUUGUGUUUUGCACUGAUGAAUUUUUGACAGGGUAAUUGUCACUUUACUUGUGCAAUACUGCUGUAAAUAAUUGCAGAUUUUUUAAGGAAAAACUCGAUCUUUUAUGUUCUUUAAUAAUGAAUUUUAUAUAAAUAAAACCUUCAACUAGU
This is a messenger RNA of Monodelphis domestica (gray short-tailed opossum), 4978 nucleotides long. RefSeq names its product BCL2 like 11 (gene BCL2L11). Gene Ontology annotation, biological process: meiosis I. NCBI's taxonomy places the organism in Eukaryota, Metazoa, Chordata, Mammalia, Didelphimorphia, Didelphidae. The record is from RefSeq and is a predicted model, not a curated record.